This is a messenger RNA of Microthlaspi erraticum, 411 nucleotides long. The record is from the annotation of a GenBank genome assembly. Lineage: Eukaryota; Viridiplantae; Streptophyta; Magnoliopsida; Brassicales; Brassicaceae.
AUGGCUCGUACCAAGCAGACGGCUAGGAAAUCGACCGGUGGCAAGGCUCCGAGGAAGCAGCUGGCGACAAAAGCGGCGAGGAAAUCAGCCCCGGCGACCGGAGGAGUGAAGAAGCCGCACAGAUUCAGACCAGGAACGGUGGCGCUAAGGGAAAUCAGGAAGUACCAGAAGAGCACUGAGCUUCUGAUCCGCAAGCUCCCAUUCCAGAGGCUUGUGAGAGAGAUCGCUCAGGACUUCAAGACGGAUCUCCGUUUCCAGAGCAGUGCCGUCGCCGCUCUCCAGGAAGCUGCUGAGGCUUACCUCGUUGGACUCUUCGAAGACACCAAUCUCUGCGCUAUUCACGCCAAGAGAGUCACGAUUAUGCCCAAGGACAUCCAGCUCGCUAGAAGAAUCAGAGGUGAACGAGCUUGA